This is a messenger RNA of Setaria italica (foxtail millet), 1136 nucleotides long. RefSeq lists its product as uncharacterized. Bases 76 to 1035 code for a protein of 319 amino acids. The transcript has a single exon. Lineage: Eukaryota; Viridiplantae; Streptophyta; Magnoliopsida; Poales; Poaceae. Gene Ontology annotation, cellular component: plastid. The record is from RefSeq and is a predicted model, not a curated record.
UCACCCGCCGCGAACGCAAAUGCGGCGGCCAUUCCCCACCAGAAAAUCCUCGCUCGCCCGCCGCCGCCGCGCACAAUGCUCGUCUUCACCGCUGCAGGAACCUGCCUUCCCUCCCCGGCGCCGCCGACACCCGCAGCCGGAACGGUGCCUCGCCUAGUCCUCCUCCCUCCCCUCACCUCCCGCCGCCACCGCCGCCCGUGCCGCGCCAGGCUCCUCCGGCCGGUCAGAGCGGCCCCGACCACGCCGCCGCCCGCGCCGUCCUCGCGCCCGGCGAGGGACCGCGUGAUCGAGUUCGGCAAGUACAAGGGCCAGAUGCUGGGCACGCUGCCGCCGUCGUACCUGCGCUGGGUCGUGGCGGAGCUCGACUACGGGGACACCGCGGCCUGGGCGAGCCUCGCGCGCGACGUGCUCGACGACCCCAUCUACUUCGACCGCGUCGAGUGGGAGCACGCCCACCGCUUCCUCCGCGGCGACGCCGACUACGACUACACCUACGACGACGGCGACGGGCCGCUCCAGGAGAUGGCCGAGCGCUUCGGGUGGGACCUCUCCGACGAGGAGGGAUGGGGCCGCCUCGACCUCCGCCUCAUCGGCACCUCCUACGGCGGCCGCAUCCCGAGAAAGGGCGCCCGGAAGCAAAGCACCAGCAGAAGCAACAGCAACAGCUCCACCGGCAGCGCCAAGAACGGCUCCCUGUUCGACGUCGGCGCUGACCCGGACGGCGCCAGGGGGAAGCGGGACGAGAGGAGGGAGCGGAUGCGGAUGAGGAGGGAGGACCAGGUGAGGACGGCCAAGAUGGGGAUGCUCGGGGUGAAUGCCGGCGUGCAGGACACCGGCGUUCCGGGGUCGUCGCCGAGGAAGGCUCAGAUUCGGACGGCCAAGAAGGAAAUUUUGGGGCUGGGUCGGGGCAGCCGCGCCGGUGAGGUGCUCGACGAGAAGAGGGCGGCAGGGAAAGGCGGCCAGGGCGCCAACCCCUUCCCCGGCCGGCAAGCUUUCUUGGACAAAGUCAGGAAGCUCAAAGGUGAAGAUAGCUAGCUAGAAAAAUCACGGGAACCAAGAUGAUUUCUACAUGUAAUUGUGUCGAAAUAUUCCUUUUGUUGAGGUUUGCGAUAACGAGAUCCUUCUGUUCUGUGCCA